UGUUGAUUGAUUAAAUUCUGGCUUGGCUUCUUUUUCACACAACCUCUCCCACAGAGAAGACUGUUAAGGACUGGGCGAGAUCUACCUUCUUCUUCUUCUUCUUCUUCUUCUUCUUCUUCUUUGAUUCAUUGAUUCAUCGAUCUCUCUCGCUGUUCUUCUUGUUACUCAGAGAGAUAUAGAGAGAGAAAUUGAGCUUUCUGGUUCUUUAGAGGGAGAGGUUUGAGAGUGGUAAUGGCGAGUGGAGGAGGGUACGGAGAUCCGAGCCAGAAGAUAGACUACGUGUUCAAGGUUGUGCUGAUUGGGGAUUCCGCUGUGGGGAAAUCGCAAAUACUUGCUCGAUUUGCAAGGAAUGAGUUCAAUUUAGACUCUAAGGCUACUAUCGGAGUUGAGUUUCAGACUAGGACCUUGGUUAUUCAGCACAAGAGCGUCAAGGCCCAGAUCUGGGAUACUGCGGGCCAAGAACGAUAUAGAGCAGUAACAAGUGCGUAUUAUAGGGGUGCUGUUGGAGCAAUGCUGGUGUAUGACAUAACCAAACGUCAAACCUUUGAUCACAUACCCCGUUGGCUGGAAGAGCUGCGUAGCCAUGCUGACAAAAACAUUGUUAUAAUUCUGAUUGGGAACAAAUCCGAUCUUGAGAACCAAAGGGUGGUCCCCACUGAAGAUGCUAAGGAAUUUGCCGAAAAGGAAGGACUAUUCUUUUUAGAGACCUCUGCAUUGGAAUCAACUAAUGUCGAGACUGCCUUCUUGACAGUGUUGACCGAGAUAUUUAACAUUGUAAACAAAAAGACUCUAACUGGUGCAGAAAAUCAAACAAAUGGCAACCCUGCAUCCUUGUCAGGCAAGAAAAUCAUCAUUCCAGGCCCUGGACAAGAAAUUCCAGCAAAAAGCAAGAUGUGUUGUAGCUCAUUAUAAUUUGAUCAGACACGGAUUUGAAAAAUGUGGUUUUUCUGUUCUAUGCUCCUAAUAGCAAUUUUUGGAAGGUGUGAUGCGUUAUGCUGUAAAUUUUCCAUUGCUGUAGUUUAGUUUGAAUGAGCAGCUGAUUAAUUGCAUGUUCAAAAUUGAGCUGAA
Hevea brasiliensis (rubber tree) is the source of this 1068-nucleotide messenger RNA. Its product is annotated as ras-related protein Rab11D. Gene Ontology annotation, cellular component: endosome. Lineage: Eukaryota; Viridiplantae; Streptophyta; Magnoliopsida; Malpighiales; Euphorbiaceae. Bases 232 to 912 code for a protein of 226 amino acids. The transcript has 2 exons. The record is from RefSeq and is a predicted model, not a curated record. Gene Ontology annotation, molecular function: GTP binding; GTPase activity.